CUCUCUUCACACCAACACCAUCGAUCAAGCAAAACUGUUCGAUAUUUACACAACACAAAAUAAUAAUUCAUCAUGUCUACCAAACGAGGAAAGGAAGCCAUUCUCAAAUUCUGUCAACGUGCCUGUCAAGAACGUGGCGUUGAAGUAAAGAAUUUAUCAACAUCUUUUGCUGAUGGUUUGGCAUUUGCUGCCAUCGUUGAUAGUCAAAGACCAGAACUCUUGACAAACAUGGGUUUAACUUUCAAGACCAUCCAGGAUGAUUUUGGUCGUGUUGAAAGACUUCAAUGGGCUUUCGAUCAAGCAGAACAAUUGGGCAUUCCACGUCUAUUGGAUCCAGAAGAUAUCGAUCCAGAAAAACCAGAUGAAAGAUCCAUCAUUACAUAUCUCUCGGCUGUUUAUAAAUUCUUUAAGGAAAAUGCAGGAUCAGGUGCUGCUUCUUCUGAACAACAAGCCUCCGAAACAACUUCUGCCGCCACUUCUCCAGAAGCUACUGCAGCAGAAACAACACCAAUUGAACAACAAUCAACUACAGAAGAAAAUGGCGCCACUUCUACUACUGAAGAGGCUGUGGUUGUAGAACCAACUGCUGCUACUGCUGAAGAGACACCAGCUGCUGUUGUAGAAGAGACACCAGUCGAACCAACACCUUCACCAACAACUGAAGAGCAACCAACUGAAGAAACAACUCAACAACCAACUGAAGAAGCUACUGUCGUUGAAGCUGUUGUUGAGUCUGGAACUAAUGAACUUGUUGCUGAAAAGACUGAAUUGACUGAUGAUGAAAAAUUGAUUUUACAAGAUAAUACUGAAGUUCAUGUUGAUGUUGUUACUCCACAACCAAGUGUUGAAGAAACUUUCCCAUCUUCUCUUUCCACAACUGCUAGUGCUGGAGGUGCUUCAAUUGCUGAAGAGCAAUCACUCUCAGAAACUAAAUCAGAUAGCUCAUCUGAUUCUGAAGAAGAAGAAUCUGUUCCUGUUGUUGAUAAAAGAUCACCACGUCGUGUUACUGAAAGAGUUGCAAGUGUUGUUUCUCAAGUUACUGCAACAACUCCAACUAGAGAUUGGUCCUUUGAUGAUUCUGAUGAUGAGGAUAAUUCAUCUCGUGGUC
Molecule: messenger RNA, 1108 nt
Organism: Naegleria gruberi
Lineage: Eukaryota; Heterolobosea; Eutetramitea; Acrasida; Naegleriidae
Product: calponin homology domain protein
Exons: 2
Molecular function (GO): protein binding
Source: RefSeq, a predicted model, not a curated record